AUGAAGCGUCGAGGACGCGAUUGGGUAUCGCGGAAGGAAGUGGAGGGAACAUCGACUUUUGCUCUGAGGAGUCGUCUUUCACGUGCGUCAUCGUCUAGGAAUUACGAGGAGGAAGAACUCGUGCGAGUUCAGGUUUCAGAACCUGAAAUGGUUGAUGUUUCGGAAGUCGAGGAGGAGGCUAACCUAGUGAGGCAGUGGAACUGGGGGACCGACUGUUUGGCAUAUCAGUAUCAAAAGCUGAAUGAAGCCUCUAACUGGAGGACACAACAACUGACAGGCUCCGUUACACUACUGACGGGCUGA
This is a messenger RNA of Vicia faba (fava bean), 303 nucleotides long. The record is from the annotation of a GenBank genome assembly. Lineage: Eukaryota; Viridiplantae; Streptophyta; Magnoliopsida; Fabales; Fabaceae.